Molecule: messenger RNA, 1431 nt
Organism: Opisthorchis viverrini
Lineage: Eukaryota; Metazoa; Platyhelminthes; Trematoda; Opisthorchiida; Opisthorchiidae
Exons: 9
Coding region: 1-1431 (476 amino acids)
Source: RefSeq, a predicted model, not a curated record
AUGCUGUAUUUGGCUAUACCACUUAUUACACUGUUACAGCUAACUGAAGGACAUCGAAUAGUACGAACAGUAUUCAAGGACUGUGGAUCCGUUCUUGGUAGAGUAAAACGUGUGGAGGUGAAUCCCUGUGACACUAGACCUUGCACUCUGUACAAAAAUGAAAUGACACAGAUCACCAUUGGAUUCGUAACUGAGGUGCCAAUCGACAACGGAACUGCUGUUGUCCACGGAAUCGUAGAGUAUAUUCCAAUUUACUUCCCCUUGGAUAAUCCGGGCUUGUGUGAGUUCACUAAUCCGACGUGUCCUUUGGAACCUUCCGUAUCGGAAUUCACCUAUUCGGUUCACAUACCAGUGCUGCCUACCUAUCCAUCGAAUAGGGAUCAAAUAAUAAAGUUUUGGGGUGAAAAAUUGUCCGCCUACGAGAUCUUAUUGAAUUUUUUCCCACCUUUUCAUAACUUCGUCGGUAGCUUCAGUCGAAAGAAUUCGUUCAAACAGCUGCAGUUCGACCAGCCACUUAGAGUGAAUAACACUUCAAAGUCGCCUUAUGUUUCAGUUGGCACGAUAUUCGAGAUAUCGCAGUAUAUUUUAAUAAAGGAAACUACUCACAGGGUUGCUAAAAACUAUUCGACAACUCACGACCGGUUUCGCCCUUCUUGGGGCUCAUCAAGUUAUCGUGUUGCGACAAAUAUACUCAUUUGCAAAUCAUUUUGCAAAACGAGAGACUCAACUGAAUCUCCCGUUUAUGAUAUUCUACAGCUGAAUGUGCUGCACACAGGCCGCCUCAUGUUUCAGUUGAUAUCGUUGUAUAUUUUCCUAAAGGAAACUACUCACAAGGUUGCCGAAAACUCUUCGACAGCCCACGAUCGGCUUCGCCCUUCUUGGGGCUCACCAGGUAGGCGCAAUCCCCGAGUUUCCGCCAACUUUAUGUUCUACUUGAACCCGAAUUGGACUGUUUUCGAGAAGUGCACUCAUUUGCAAAUCAAUUCGGUUUUCACGACAGGCUCAACUGAAUCUCUCUUUUAUGAUAUUCUACAACUGAAUGUGCUGCACACAGGCCGCCUCAUGAUUCAAAAACUACUCACAAGGUUGCUGAAAACUCUUCGACAGCUCACAACCGGUUAUCGUGUGGUUCUCACACAGUCACGAACCCUUCAAUAUGAUGACCCAUGCUCACUAAAGCAGAAUGAGGGAAAGUCAAAAAGAAACCCGAUUUUCAAGACAGGUUUGGUACACAAUCAAAGCGAUGACUACACAACCCAUCAAGAAAGUUUGUGUAUUCUCAGACUUCCGGAUGCGGAGGUCUCCAAAAUCUUCCGUACACAAAGUGGUGCUAGUCAUGGAUGCUCACUUUCUCCAUUCCCGUUUAAUUUCGUGAUCGAUGAAAUAAUGGAACGAACGCUCAAAGGUCUCCAAAAUCCGGUGUUCACAUAG